UGAGAAGUGAGAACAACCGCCACUGUUUCUCCUUCUCUGUUCUUCUUCUUCUUCAAUCGGUCAUUCUGUGUCUCGUCGCUCUUGCGUUAGCUACACUACUGAUAAGGAAUGGUGCAUCGUGAAGACAAUGUAUUGUUGCUGACGGAGAUCGCCUGCAACUGAGAUAGACAUCCAGCCAGCUCCGGUGCCUUCGCCGUUCGUCUCUGCCUCUGCUUUAAGCACAACGGAUGUGCUCUAUCCUUCGCUCUCGUCUGCAUCCAUGCUGGAUAAAUCACUUAUUCAAUUGGUUGUAAGAACAAAUUUCGUGUCUUUAGUUGGCCCUUUUUGUUCCCUUAGCUGGAUUCGUAUGAUAUCAUCUCGUUGAAUCCAAAAUAGAAAUGGCUCUGGGUGGACAAAACGCUGUCGCAUAUCAACUAUUUGAUGAAAUGCUCCUCUGAGUUACGCCCGCUUCAGUCAUACCGCACCUUAGUCUUGCCGUUCUUUCGUGUCCUCCAGCAGGUGAAAGAUCUUCUGUUAAGAACCCAAAUGGCAUUAAUGUCUUUGAGAAGAAUCGCCAACUUCACGCCAGCGGUGAAUUUUCAUUCUCUUUCAAGAAUGCUUUGUUUUUCUUCUAGUUCGCGGACAUUUUUUGACAAUGAAAAUGGAGGUGGAGCAACACAAUCACCAUUGAUCAAUAAUGAGGGAAUUGGAAUUGCCAGCAGUGGGGCUCAUCUUUCGACUUUGUUUUCGCGAGGUACAGCUCAUCUGCAGGGUUGCAGAAUUGAACUUGUAGAUGACGAGGCGUGGCAGCUUUCAUCAGGUUUAGCUGAGGCAUGGAGAGGAAGAAAUAGGGCACCUGAAGGAACUGGUCUGGUUACUGAAGCUGUUGAUGAGGAGAUGGUUACUUCCAGCUUGCCUAGCGAGGAUGAUCCAAACUUUGAUGAGAUUGAUGAUAUGAGAAUCAGAGGAAGCCUUUUCUAUAAGAUUGAUAGAGAUUCCAAAGAAUUUGAGGAAUACAGUUUUGACUUCCAUGGCAAAAAACAGACAAAGAACAAGCAAAACAGGAAAGAAAGAGAGAACUCAAAAGGUAAGUUGGCAUCUGAGGCUGAAAAAUCCUCUAAGAACAAAGAAGAGCAAAAGGAAACCAGAAAGAGGGAAAAUGCAAGUUAUGAUUCCGUUACUGAAGGUAAGGGCUUGCCCAAACUUCUUAAGAAUGACGUUCUUAAUUCUUCACUACAUGAAAUGGACAGUUCUUGUGGUGGGAAAAGGGAAAGGGCUCUCACCUUCAAUCAACUUACGGCUCCUUACCAUGAACCAUUUUGCUUAGACAUUUACCUAACGAAGGGAUCUGUUCGUGCCUGCAUCAUUCACCGGGCGACUAGCAAGGUUGUUGCUGUGGCUCAUUCAAUAUCCAAGGACAUGAAGUUUGACCUGUCAUCAGUGAGGAACGCAACUGCUUGUGCUGCAGUGGGACAUGUUUUAGCCCAGAGAGCAUUGGCUGAUGACAUCCAUAAUGUGGUUUACACACCAAGGAAAGGGGAAAAAUUGGAAGGGAAGCUUCAGAUAGUACUUCAAUCCAUCAUUGAUAAUGGUGUUAAUGUGAAGGUUAAGAUCAAGCAAAGAAAAGUAAAGAAAGGUACUCGUUCACCUCUGCCUUAGCCCUUAGGGUCAGUGUCCUACUUCUCAGCUUGAUCCGGUUCAAAAACCUGCCACAGUUUCAUAUUUCAUUUGAAAGUUGUGGUUCUCAUUGUGUUAUUGGAAUCGUUAGUGUGGACAACUUUGUUUAAAAGUAGGAGAGAAGAAAACAACUAGGAAUUGCCCAAUUUCAGUCUGAAGUUCUGCUAGGAAGUGACCUGCCAAGAAGUAAGAACAAAAGGGACUCUAGAAAGGAAGAGGGCAUACUAAUAAUGUCAUAACAAGAUGAAUUUUUCAUGGUCACAAAUCCAUUUACUGGCUGGGUUACCUACUACUAGAGUUGGCAAAUGGCUGGGUGGCCCAUGGGCCCGGGCGGCUGGCCCACCUCCCAGCCCAAUCCGGCCCGGUACUGUAGCAACAGGCUGUGUAGGCUAGUGCUUUGUGGCCCACAGCCCAACCCACCAAAAAUGGGCUGGCCCACCAAAAUAGUCUACUAAAAUAGAGGUGGUUCAUCAAAAUGGCCCGGCCCGCCCUGGCUUGUUUAUUAAGGGCCAUAGGGCCGUGCCGGGCCUCCAUUUUCCAUUGCCUAGCCCAGCCCGCCUCCCUGCAGGUCAAAUUCGGUCCAGCCCACAAAAUGGGUGGGCCAAGCGAAAGGUGGGCCUGGCUGGCCCGGUCCUGCCCAUUUUUCAUCUCUACCUACUACCUAGUUAUGUCUGUUUAGUUAAUUAGAUGCUAUAUUAAAGGGGACUUUUUUUUUUUUCCUGGUUCCAUAAACUAAAGGUUUGUAGGAUCAGGGAUAUGGGAAAUGUUUAUAUCCGAAAAUAUUAUUUAGAUGUGAAAUUUUAACAUUUAGUCAUUAAAUUUUAAUUUUUGUAAAUAUUUGAUUUUUUUAAACAUUUUUUAAAUCAAAUCCUAUUAAUAAGGGGACAUAUAUUCACUAAAAAGGUGAGUACUUUCAAUGGUUAAAAACUCCUCAAACAAAGGGAUUGCAUAAUCGUUUAUCAUAUUAGCCCUAAAGGGCCAACCCUGGGCCGUUGAUUUACCUAUAGGCCUGCUUGGUGGGCCUUGUUGGGCCUUACACUGAGUGUGGUUUAACAGCAUAUUUUUGUAGUUGAGAGGUUUUUUUUUUUUCUUUUUUUUUUUUGGCUUCAAUCAUUUGUCAUUUUGCAUCAAUAGUUGAGAAGAUGUUAUUGGGACUGAACUGAAGCCAGUCCCAACGUUCAGCAAAUCCAAGCAUAUCUGACACAGAAUUUACUGUCUACAGUCGAAAAGGGCUACGGAUAAUUUGUCUUCCUUUAAGCAACUGUUUAGACGAACCUAGUUUCAUGUUGAAGCUGUUUUUCUUUCUAUUUCUUUUUCUUUUAAAAUUUACAGUCACUAUUUUUCUUUCUUAGAUAAAUUUGUGAAUACAUAUAAUAACUUACAUAUCUCAUGUAUCAAGUAGGGAUGCAAUUGAGUCGAAUUGAGCUGAACUUUAUUGAGCUCCGACUCAAUUCAUAAAGACAAAAAAAUACUAAGCUCGAACUUGAAUAGAGUUUGAAAAUCUGUUCAAGCCCGAGCUUGAUUUAUAAUAGUCAAAUUUGAGCUUGGCUAGCAAGUAGCUUGUUUAACUUCUGGUGAGUUGAGUUUGAGUUCGAGCUCAAGCUCAAGACAAGAUUUUGGAAAUUGCAAGAGAAGUAAGAGAAUAACAAGAGAAAGGGAGAACAAUGACAAUGCUAACAGUGGCGAAUGGUAGAGGAGGCGGUAGCAGAGACAGUGCUGGAGGUGAGGAAGGCAAUGGCAAAUGGCAGAGGCUACGAAGGCUACGGAGAAGGAUGGCAGUGUCAACAGAGGUAGUGGAGACAAAGGCGAUCGGCAAUGUCGACGGCAAGGGGACAAACAACGGUGAAGGUAAAGAAGACAGUUGAGAUUUAAGAAAAAUGGAGAAUGAAGGAAGAGAAUGGGGAUUAAACCCCAAUCUUGUGUAGAGACUAUUUCAUCUUUAUUUCUUUUUCUAUUAAAAAAAUAAAUUUAAAAUUUAAUAUA
This is a messenger RNA of Diospyros lotus (date-plum), 3639 nucleotides long. RefSeq lists its product as uncharacterized. Gene Ontology annotation, biological process: translation. The transcript is spliced from 2 exons. The record is from RefSeq and is a predicted model, not a curated record. Gene Ontology annotation, cellular component: ribosome. Bases 421 to 1638 code for a protein of 405 amino acids. Lineage: Eukaryota; Viridiplantae; Streptophyta; Magnoliopsida; Ericales; Ebenaceae. Gene Ontology annotation, molecular function: structural constituent of ribosome; 5S rRNA binding.